UUUUUUUUUAAGUAAACACACAUUAUUUUAAACAAAGAAUAUUUGAAAAAGUAUAAAAGAAGUAAUAUAAGAAAACUUUGUAUUUGUCAGAUCAUCACCUUUUCAACACACAUGAAUAUCGUUCAUUUUUAUUUAUGCGUUACGACAUUGCGAUUAGAAAUAAUUUGAAUGAUAAAAGAAAACUAAAAAUAUAUAUAUAUGUAAGAAACACACACACACACAAAAGUAUGUAAACUAUAAUAAUAGUUAAGAGUUGAAUUAAAACAAGGUUUAAUUUGAUGAACAAACAAAGAAACAAACUAAGAUUGUAAUAUAUAAGUAAUAAUAUUAGAUAUAUUUGUUGUAGGAAUAUAUAAAAAGGAAAGUAAUUAAUGAAAAAGUAAAGAAAAAGAAAAAGAAACUCCAUUUAUAGUUGGUAGACGUUUGGUGAAGUGUUUCAAAGUGGGGGGUAGGUAGAGGUAAGCGGAUGGGUGGGCGUUCAGUGGGCCCAUACAGGUGCGGUCAGACCCAACUGCGGGCUCAGCGAUGGUACGUGCCGUGUCACGUUGUGUUGCAUCUUUUGGAAUACAAUUUAACUGGUCUUUCCUCAAUCUUCUUCCAUCUUCUUAACGCGUUACGUUUUUAGUCGACCCAGAUAACUCUCAGUCAAUUGUUCCACGAAUACUUUCUUCCUUCUUCUUAUUCUUCUUGUUCUUCUUUUACUACUACUACUACCGGUACCAUUCCAGAAGUUCUUCUUUCUCCUAUCUCAUCAGGUCAACUAAUCGUGUAAAUAAGAAACGUUGAUAAGGAUGCAUUGCAAAAUGAUCUUAAGAUAUACUCGCGAUUGAUCUAAUAUUUGUUCUAUAUUAAAACGAUGAAGACGUUUUUAAACACACUGUGAUCAUCGAUCGUUGAACACAAAUAUUACAACAGAAUUAUACAUUAAGAUGAAGUCCUCGUACGUAGCAAUUGUUAUAUUACUAUCGAUGAUAAUCAAAACUCGUGCAGAAGUUGAUUGCAAUGAUCCCAAUUGGCAUAAUCUUGAGACCAACGAAAGUUCGGUUCACAAUUGUGGUGAUGCGUUUAAAAAUCUUUGCCGUUGUUCAAGAAUGUGUUAUGACGGUCAUCAUCAAUACGUUGUCAAUUGUACAAAUUCUGGAUUUAAUGAUACAACGCCAUUGGAACAUCUUCCUAAUGCCGCACAGGUGUUAAUAUUUACGGGUAAUUAUUUGAAAUUAUUACCAUGGAACAUAUUCGGCACGUUGGACAGAUUACCUAAUUUAAAAGUCAUCGAUAUGUCCAAUAAUAAAAUAGAAGAAAUACGAGGAAAAACGUAUCAUCACGUUAAACGUGUUGAACGUCUUAUUCUUGAUUUCAAUGAACUAUCAUUGGAUCCUGCUAAAAGUCAUCCAAGAGUUUUCUCCAAUUUCGUAUCACUUUUAGAGUUACAUUUAACUGAUGCUUUUGAAGAUGGUCAACCGAGAGAUUUAGCAGCAACACUGCACGAUAUAUUUGUCAAUAGCAAUCUAACACAACUCAUGAAAUUGCAUUUGGAACAAAAUGAGAUAUCAGAGUUCAAAGAUCCAAACGUUUUCUGUGAUCUACCAAACCUUUUGGAUUUACAUUUAGGUGAUAACGCAUUAACAGGAUUGCAUUUCAAUUUAUCCUGUCUUCAUAAGUUACGUUUCUUGGAUCUUCAGAGAAAUAAAUUUACGAAAGUUUCCGAUUACGAUAUUCGUACUAUGGAAUCUGUUAUUAAACAGAAUCAAUCGUUCACCGUUGACUUUUCGAAAAAUUCAUUCGAGUGUUCGUGCAAACUCAAUCCAUUUAUCGAAUGGAUGAACAAGACCAAAGUUUUUGUAAGAAAUAAGAACAGUUUGCAAUGUUCUGAAGAUGGAAAAGAGAGAAGCAUUUAUGGUGGGACACUUCCUUGUCCGUUUGGAUUAAGAUUGUCCAAAACAGCUGUUUCGAUAACACUGUAUUUCUGUAUGUUCCUUUUAGUCGUUUUAUUGUGUGCUCUCGUUUACAUGUACCGUUUAAAACUACAAAAGAAAUUUGAACCAAUUAUUCAUUCUGUUAAUAAAAGAGUUAGAUAUAGCACCAUAGCAACUGGUGAAACCCGUGAGGAUGUAUAAGUAUAAUUGUAUGAAUGGUUGGUUAACAAACGUAAUUUUGUUUUUAAAGAUGAUUGUGACUGCUACCUUGAAUUAUUCACUAAACAAUUUGCCCUGCUGAAUUUUAACCUUUGUUUACCACCCUUCCAGGAGUAACGCGUUUACCACACCCGGGGUCCAAAGGACCCGAACGAGAAAAAUCGUUAGAAA
Messenger RNA from Polistes dominula (European paper wasp), 2306 nucleotides. RefSeq names its product trophoblast glycoprotein. The record is from RefSeq and is a predicted model, not a curated record. NCBI's taxonomy places the organism in Eukaryota, Metazoa, Arthropoda, Insecta, Hymenoptera, Vespidae. Gene Ontology annotation, molecular function: protein binding. Gene Ontology annotation, cellular component: membrane.